This is a messenger RNA of Owenia fusiformis, 3578 nucleotides long. The record is from the annotation of a GenBank genome assembly. NCBI's taxonomy places the organism in Eukaryota, Metazoa, Annelida, Polychaeta, Sabellida, Oweniidae.
CGUAAGUUUAGAUCGAAAAAACAAAAAACUCAUAUUCAGGAAGUUCAUCCAUUUUGUUACAUUGACUUUCCGUCAAAGUAACUUGUUGUGGAACAGUGAACAGCUUCACUGAACACAAUAUUGUAUUUAGGAGGAAUACGAUGGAUGCAUUUCAUACAUAAAAACAGCCAUUCGAUUAAUUAAUAAGACACUCAAUAAUUCAAAUAUGUCCGAGAGGUUUCAAUAUAUUAACCUGGCAUAAAAUGACCUGACGCUGCAGAUGUAUUUGACCACGUAGAUGUACACAGGACUGUAGGAAUAUGAUAUUGCAUACAGUCUGAUUGACUACAAGAUACUUUUUUCUAAUACCUUUCAACCAGCGGAUAAAAAAGCAAAGAGGCUGAAAUGCGUACUCUAUCUAGUAACUAUUGAACGAUAAAUCGCCACUCUGAAGAAAUAUACGAUAGUCAAUUACUCAAGUCUUUCGACCAGCCGACUGAUGAAAAAUCAAAGAAACUAAAUUUGAGGAAUUGAACCCUUAUUGAGGCGCACAGAAUAAAAUAUUGCCUUGGCGUUUAACUAAAUGGAUUGUAAAGUAAUGCUAUGGGACAUGCCUUUAUGGAGCAAUCACGCAUACAUAUUAUUUUCAUGGAGUCGGAGGCUUAUAAGAUAGUGUGAGCCAGAUCGGACAAAAAUUGUAAAUUAUGAUUAAAUGGUUUGAAGGAUGACACACUGUCCCAACGGUGUGUUCUACUGUUCCGUAGGAUUGGGAUUCUAAAAUAAAUCGCUUGGAUUAACUGAUAUACUAAAUACAGCAUCCGUAUUUCUUACCUAAUGCUCAUGAUGCUUCGUUGCAAAUGUCACCCCGCUUCAUCUAAAGCGCAAAUAUUGAUCGCCGCCAUUUUCAUAAUGUCUGUAUUUACGUUCUGGACAUCACUAUUACCGUAUGAAGCAGCAUCAUGCGAUCUUAACAACCCUCGAGUCGUUCACGUAAAAGCCGGGUGCUUGUGUAAUAACGAAAAACGGGGACAACCCCCUACAGUAAAAGAACCACCUUAUCAGUUCAUGGAAGAUACUCGCAGGCUCCAAGACACUUUAACUGAUACAUUAGAAUUUACCAAGAGACUUGAAGCAGAAUUAAAUAAGAUAAAAAGCUCACUUGGGACGUUCAUAAAGAGAAGUCGUAGCGGUGAAGUUAUAAUGGGAAUACAGAAUUCGAUGGGCAAAUUACAAGGGCUCCAGGAUUUAAUGAAAGAAAAAUAUCAGAUAAUACAACAAUCAAAUUCAUACAAACACAGACUAGGUGGAAAAGAAUUGGUGCCAUCUGAAAAAGAGUUGGUACAGCCUGAAAAAGAAUUGGUACCGACAGAAAAAGAGUUGGUACAACCUGGAAAAAGGUACCUUGUGUGUCCAGAAAUGUUUAAUGGAACGACAUUCGGGUAUCCAUUUUUCUAUGAAGGUUUUGUAGACCUGCCUUGUUACCACCCACCACUUUCAAGCUUGAUCACUAUCCUAAUAAACAUGGCAGAUUACUCCCAUCAAAAUCAUAAAUCAAUAUCUGCAAUUUUCAGAGGAGUAUCAAAACAUUUCAAUGAAGUCCAAUUGAUAAUUGGUCACCGUGCUGGACAAAAUAUAAAAAAUGUCAAAAUACAUCAUGGAGUCAAUGUUAGUUUUUCAGAAUUUUCUACAGAGGCAAAUCCUGGCUUUAUUUGGAAUGAGCUCAUUGGCCAAGUGAAGACACAAUUUGUUUUGAUUGGUCGUGAUUUGCAAAUGCUUACAUGGGACAUACGCCUUGAUAGGCUGAUUCGAGAGUCGGAACUUAUGGACACGCCUAUUGUGGGAGGAGCUAUAAGGACAAACGAUGGCCAUUGGUCAAUAGGAUGUCAGCAAUUUCGUUUUAGAAAUUACACAUUGGUUUAUAAAAGCGGAUAUGAUCUCUCAAAUCACGAAUGUGUCUUUUGCGAUCACCUACAGGGGCCAUUCUUAGCCAAAACCAGAUUCAUGACGUUAUAUCCGUUUAGUACAAGUUUGCCAAGAGAGGUUUUAUUUGAGUCAUUUUUUCUAAAUGUCAAUCAACAUUUAAAAAAACAAUUCCCUUUGUGUCCAGACAGUAUGUUUCACGUUGAAACCACGCCUAUUCCUGAGAGAGAUAUUUGGAUCCCUUUUGCCAAACGUUGGAAUGUAUAUCGUUUGCGUUUGUCAUCCGGCCAACUGUAUGAGUUUGAUUGCAAGGAGAGUAAAACUGGAUUUGACAGAGGAGAUGGUAUGGCCCAAUCUCCAUGCAGACUACAAGAGCUAGCUGAUCUCAUUAAAGCAGUUAUGAGUUUGUGUGAAAAAAAUAACAUUUUAUGCGAACUUCAGGAAGGCACUGCCUUAGGCGCCGUGAAGUUCAACAAAGUCUUACCAUGGGAAUUAGACGCUGAUGUCACAUUCCAUUCCUCAAACUUUUCGAAAUUUGAAGCUCUUGCGAGUUCAUUUCAGAAACUCGGGUAUGGCUUGUCAGUUAUUAAGAAACCUUGGUGUUGUGUCGACGGUGUCAUAGCCGGAGGAAUAUUUAACGUUUACUCACAAAACUGGAAUGUUGAAAUGUACGGUCAACAUUUAAUGGAUUCCGAAAAAAUGAUCCUUAAAGGGUUAUCCCCAACACAAGUGCACUUUGAUGGUCAAUGGGUUAAUGUACCAACAAACCCCGGAUUAUUUGUAAGGAACCGUUAUGGAAAGGAGGUGUACCAACAUGCCCAACAUUGGAUGACCUUAGGGCACUCAACAGGAUGGACCCCAUAUAUACCUUCCAAGUUUAAAACCUGCUCAAAACCAGGAGACAUGGCCUGCUUAGAUCAGUUCUUAGCAGACGGCAAUCUACAAUUUGAGGAACCACUCAUUUAGAGUCGUUCUUGGUGACUCCCUAUCCUGUACAGUCCCCUCUAUAAGUUUCAUUUGUAAUUUAGUCCCUCGGGUAGGGAUUAAUACAGAUGAAAUUUUAAACAUGUUUCUAUAUUUUUGAGGGGAGGGUACACAGGUACAUAAAGCAUCACUCACUGCCAUGACCAAUUUUAAUUGUAUAUGACGUGCAAGGACCUGGGGACAAUUCGGGAAAUGCGGGCUGAUCUCAGCAUUGAGCGUUAAUCUCUACCUCAUUUAAAAAGCUAACUAUGUGUUUUAUAUACCUUUUUGAAGUAUUUUUUAUUUGCAUUUCAGUGAAAUUAUUUUUCCUUCAAAAUUUUGAUGGGAUCCUACAUAUUUUUAAAGUUAAAUAUACCCCGACAUCGUCAAAUACGCUGUAAGACGUAACACUAUGCGCUUACGGGGCUCGUUGAAAUUGGGAUAACUUUUGAAAUAAUGAUCAAAAUCGCACUAAAAUUUCACAUUUUAUUCAAUCGAACAUGUGCAUUUAUGACGUCACAAUUGCUUGACGGCUACAGUUCAAAUUAUCUUAAAACGAACGCUUUUAAAAAUCUAAAAAUUGUGUAAGGUUUUGAAGGCGAAUGGGACGAGCAAUAAGUUUACCUUCAUUUAACCUUCUAAUUUAGGUCUGAUUUGAAAGAAAAAUUAACUGCACAAUAUUGUCAUGGCGAAAUUAACAAAACAAUAACCAGUUU